Molecule: messenger RNA, 2838 nt
Organism: Zymoseptoria tritici IPO323
Lineage: Eukaryota; Fungi; Ascomycota; Dothideomycetes; Mycosphaerellales; Mycosphaerellaceae
Product: fungal transcriptional regulatory protein
Exons: 3
Coding region: 1-2838 (945 amino acids)
Biological process (GO): regulation of DNA-templated transcription; DNA-templated transcription
Molecular function (GO): DNA binding; DNA-binding transcription factor activity, RNA polymerase II-specific; zinc ion binding
Source: RefSeq, a predicted model, not a curated record
AUGUUGCUCCUCGGCGUCAACGCGCAUCCGCCGCCACACCUCCGAUGCCUCUCUACAUCACUGCCGCUGUCUCUUUGGCCCGACCUCUCUGGUAAUCGAUCCUCACAGCACAAGCUUGCCGACCGGAUGAGCCACGCUACCGCCACGCCAGCGCCUCCGGCGACUGGCCACACGAAGCAGUAUGUCUUCGUCGACGAGUAUAACCGACACAAGCGGCUCAAGGUCAUGCGCGCCUGCGAUGGCUGCCGCAAACGCAAAAUCCGCUGCGAUGGCGCUCUACAGAACGGUCCAUGGCCGUGUGGAGCAUGUGUGCGUCUCAAACUCAAAUGUGUGCCACCGACUUUGGAUCAGGACGACGACCAGCAAACCGCCGGCUCUACCGCCGGCACUCAGCAGUUUUCAUUCCAGAACACCACAUUUCCGGCCACCGGUCCGAUCGACACGAAACAACGCUCUCAAAAUGUCCUGACUGCCCAACCGCAGAUGGUCCACGAGUGGGCCAACGGAGUUCCGCCUUCCUUGGAUCCACCUCCUCCGGCCUCAACUCCAGGUCUCCGCCCUGACCUUGAUUACUUGCAAUCGUUCGACCGAACCCCAUCAUCCCGUGCUGAUGCCACUCAGCCCGUGAAUGCCUACUUCGAGUCGGACGCAGCACAAUCCGACUACGACUCUCGCGGGCACCCUGCAUUUAUCCGCUCCCAGACUGUGGGCUCGAGUAGUUCUGGUGGCGAUCCACAGGAUGUCGAUGCCACUGUGCGAGAAUUAUCGCACCAAAUGGGUGACCUGCAGAUCGAUGUCACAUCUGCCGCACCUUAUAUCACGAACCAACAGCAAAUAUCCGCUGACGCUCCGGCGAUGGAGGAAGCAGAGGUCGUCCUGCCGGCUUCUGUUCUGGCCGAUCCAGUCGCACGCAUACCGCCUGAGAUGAUGCCUUCGGAGGAGAGGGCCAUGGACUACUUUGGCUACUUCUUUGAGCACAUCCAUCCCUACGUUCCUGUACUCAACAAAGGCGCAUUUCUGGACCAGUGGCGAGUGGCACGGAACACGAUCUCGCCUCUGCUCCUCGAGGGCAUAUUUGCCAGUGUAGCAAGGUAUCUGGAAGAGCAGGUGGAAUCCCGAAGGUGGCUCGCGCUUGCCUCCCGCCACGAGGAGCGCUUCAAGGACGUGCCGAGACUGAGUACGAUCCAAGCCAUGUUGAUACUGAUGAAAGCAAGGGAGAGCAUAUCCAAGCGUGGGUACUACUACCGUUCAUGGAUGGAUACGAAGUACAUGAUCACGAUGGGAUUGGACCUUGGUCUUCACGAUCAUCGCGAGCAGCAUCGGAUGGGAAAUGCCUGCAAGUUGAGAAAGCCAGACUGCAUGAUGAGAACACGAAUUUGGCAAGCCUUAUUCACGCUGGAAAUCCUGGUAGGGGCUCCGCAGGGACGGCUGGAUUAUUCCAUCGAGCUCGACACGGUGGACGUUGACAUGCCAAUUCCCUCUGGCGAUGUCAAUUCAUUCGAGCUUCAAGCGUCACGUCAGAGUACAGUAAUGGCGCAAUCAGUCCGAAACAUCAAGCUGUCGAAUGUGCUAUGGCAGGCCAAUCGACGCCAUAGGAAGGACUGGGCAUUGGACCCGGCCUUCGUACGGCACAACGAAGACCUCCCCGCCUGGCUGAAACAUCUACCGCCAGACUUCCAGAUCCAUUUUCCGGAGGAUGGCAGUCCGCCGUGGCUAGGUGGCGACCACUAUGUCGCUGAUGUCAACUGUUACCAUCACUUGGUGGUGAUCAUGCACCACAGACCUCAGCUUCAAGCACUGCUUGACAAAGGAGAUCCCGACUUCAAAGGCCAGCUAGACAUCUGUUUGGACGCUGCAGUGCGCAUGUGCCGCAUUCAAGAGGCGCUAUAUCGCGACUUUGGUUUUCACGGACUGCACUUCAUGAUUCGGGGAGUCAACUACACGAUCUACUGUGUCUUGACAUGUACCAUGCUACACUUGGCUGCCAUCACCUCACCUGAUCCUGUAUUGAACAGCCAAGCAAGGCAGUACUUUGCCCGACACAUGCGUGUUCUGGAACACUGUCUACCCUCAUCCACACCGGAGAUGCAAGUCCAAAUCAAUGCGCUCCGCGAAGCCUUUAGCGCCGAUACGUCACUACCGUUCGAAUUGAAAUCGACAUUGGGAUUGAGAAGUCCAGUAAUGGAGAACCAGUCGACGCCUUCGAGCACAUACUCAAACCAGGGCAAUGCAGCCCCAUUCCAUACACCUGGAUGGGCCAGCACGACAGAUGCUGCCUCCAGCAAAACUUCAAUGGCGCCGAGUGAAUAUGGCACCUUCAACAACAUGCCUGGCCAGCCAAUACAGAGUCGGCCUGGAAUGCCGUUCCAUGCUAACAGCUUCGAAAUGUCAACGGCGCCCUCAUAUCCGCCGCAUAUCGUCACACAGCUUCCUCAGUCUCAGCAAAUUGGAUUCGCGCUUGAGCCUGUCGUCAGCAAUGAGCAACAUACUCCAGUGUGGGACCCCUCUGGAAUCUUCCAGCAGUGGAACACUGCCUUCGGUGGCGCUCCACCUCCUCAAGCAACCCCUCCCGCCCCUAGAAGCAUGCAGACAACGUUGGCACCAAUGAUGCAAAAUCAGCUUUCGCCGACCGGAGCCCAAGCUGCCUACGGCACACAGCAGAUUCCGACGAUGGCUGCUAGUACACCCCCAGCAAUGCCUGUGGUCACACCCUUGAUGUGGCAAGAUGCAUUUACGAGCGCCUUUGUCUCCGGCCAUGGUCAAAAACGAUACCGGGAAGCCAGCAUCGAUCAUUCAGCAUAUGCGCAAUAUCCCAAUGCCUCAAAACGGCGCGGUUGA